AUAGGCAUGCGGCGUGAGGCGGCUGGGGCGGGAGGCGGAGCCCGGCAUGGGGAUGAUGUCACCUGGAGCGAGUGGCGCGCGGCGUGGAACGCCAGUCGCGACCCCGGAUUCCGGCGGUGGCGCGCGCCUGCCCUCGCGCCGCACGGGACAGGAGGGUUGGGCGGGCAGCGAGGUGGGAGUAAAAGAUGGCUUUGAAGAUGGGGGCGGCUCCCGGAGACACGCGCUCGGGUUAUAAGGUGGGGUGAAUGCCUGGUCGGCGAGUGCACCUUACUCUGCACCCCUGAGCCCGCCUCGGGAACUGCACGUGGCACCCCCACCUCCCGCGCAGACUAUUGCGCGGCCGGCAGGGCUCCCCCGGCGGACUAAGCUAAUGGUUCGCUCCGCCCCGCCCACACAGAGGCCGCCCACUGACUCUGGCGCGUUUCAGGACUCCUCUGUCAGACCAGCUACAGAGAAAGGGGGCUUGGCUUCCGCCCUCAAAAUCUCGGAAGGGUAGGGGGGAGUUGUCUUCAGCUCUGAUCCCGCGCUCAGACCCAGACCGGGUCCCAGCCUCCAUCCUGGACUUAUCGCCGGGAAGCCGGCCAGCCUCUGUCUUCGGACCUGGCAAAAAGUCUCAAGCUCCGCUCUCAGACCCUGA
This is a messenger RNA of Bubalus bubalis (water buffalo), 637 nucleotides long. It is a transcript of the gene C18H19orf73, whose product is annotated as chromosome 18 C19orf73 homolog. Lineage: Eukaryota; Metazoa; Chordata; Mammalia; Artiodactyla; Bovidae. The record is from RefSeq and is a predicted model, not a curated record.